AUGAUCCAAGUGAACCAAACGAACGGAACGAACAAUGCUUGUUGUGGAAUGGGGGAGAACGUCGGGACAAGGAUGGAUGAUGCCCCACUGAUCGAACGACGCAGCGAGGACAUGCCUAGCUGCAUUCACAGAUAUGAGAGAGUUUACAUGAGCUACCUACACUUACAAUUCUGCGUCCUCGACUUUAAGGAUACCAUGUUCAUUUCGGUGACUGACGAACGUAACCAGUUAACAGACCUUCAGGCAUCCUACCCAGUGAAAUAUGUGGAUGCCGAUAACACGGCGUGUCUGGUGGGAGAGCCCAACUCGCACGGGAACGACGUAGCCCGGCUGCUAGGCAUGAAGUUCAAGAUCCCCUUCUAUGUAAGCGUGAAUGUAGACGAAGGGGAUGAGGGACUCACCAACUUUAUCUUCUCUACCUGUUUGGAGAUACUGAAGCCGCUGUUCAGUGGGCAGAGAGGUGACUCCACAUAG
Molecule: messenger RNA, 474 nt
Organism: Plasmodium coatneyi
Lineage: Eukaryota; Apicomplexa; Aconoidasida; Haemosporida; Plasmodiidae
Exons: 3
Coding region: 1-474 (157 amino acids)
Biological process (GO): proteasome assembly
Source: RefSeq, a predicted model, not a curated record